UCUCCUAAGACCAUCAGAAAACACACCACUUCUCUAUCAGCUUUCAGGCGGGUCCGCCCACAUGCAGAUACGUCCACAUUUCCCUGGACGCGAUGUGUGUGCGGGAUGACAUGCCGCCCCUGUCAUCUGGCCACAUCCCCGGGAUCACUCAACAGCUCUGCCUCCUCGCCAGUGAUUGGCCGCCGGAACUGUAGCUCAGGAGAGACACACAGGCGGCCAAUCACCGGCGAGGAGGAGGAGCCGAGCAGCAGCUCGAAGAUCAAAGGAGAUCUAGCAAGGGAGCGGCCGGAGAAGGAAGACAGCUGACAGCCAGGUAUGCUGGCUGUAGAUGGGAGAGGGAGGGAGCGAACCCAGGCUGGAGCAGGAGUCAGCAAGGUAAGUAUCAU
This is a messenger RNA of Staurois parvus, 386 nucleotides long. The record is from the annotation of a GenBank genome assembly. NCBI's taxonomy places the organism in Eukaryota, Metazoa, Chordata, Amphibia, Anura, Ranidae.